GCAUUAGAGCAAGAGGCCUGUCUUGCAAGAACUUUUAUUGCUUGCCAGUUGGUAGGCACAACCACAACCUCUCCCUUCCAGACACAAUGGCGGACACUUCACAGCACUUCACAGGUAUGUGCUUUCCACCAUGACUCCACAUCAAGGCUGGAACAACAGCAACUGUGCCUUCAAUUAUUGUUCUUUCAGUCUAGCCAAAGGGCAUUUAUGUAAGCUUGUUAGAGAAUAUUGUAUUGUAAUUGUUGAUUCGCAUCCUAGAUAUUGCCUUGUUCAUAAUAAACAUCUACCAAUGUAUUUACGAUACCCACUGAAUUGCUGCAGUAGGCCUUAGCUUGUACUGUAUAAGAUGGCGUCAUUAUUGACAUAGCUAUCUUACAGUUUGGCAGCUAUACACAAGAGGAGUAAGUUAGGACAUGGCAGCAUGGCCGUCAUGAUUCCAGACCACACUGGUCAAUGUAGCUACACAUCUAAGAAUUGAUUAGCCUAUUAAAAUAUAGGUCCAUAGUAUUGCAGAGGUUCACCCUCGGGUCUGGUGGCUUAAGGUAAAAAAAUAUUAUAUAUUUAAGAUCGGGUCAGGCAGGUCAAAUCUUGAGCGGAAAACAAAGCUUAGCCUUUUCUUCAAUAAAUCCCUCUUGUGAAAUUAUUAUCCAUAUUCUGCAAUUAAUAAGCCUCCAUUGCUCUUACAGUAGGCUAUCCUGCAAAAGGUGAGCGUGUGGUACUUCAUAGCAUGCAGCCACUUACACAACAUAUUGGAGUGACACAUUUGAUUGUGGAUGAAAUCCCUGUUUUAGUCUGCUCAAAAAGUAAUCUCUGGUGCGAUGUAUUCAGUUUGUCUGAACACGUCUUGUAGGGAUUCGUGGUAGUAUGGUAAUGGUAAAUCAACAAGCAAAUAGCACUAGUAACGGAUUCAGGACCAUGGACAGCGUCGUUGCCGCCACUCCAGAAAAUAUGCUUAUAUAUUUAUGAUUCUAAAAAAUAUAUUUUAAUUACUAAAACCAAAUCAAAACUGUGUACGAAUGAUAAUGGACAUACAUUUAUAGUCUCUUCACUCUGUCCAGCUUCCUAACAGUCAUCGAAAUUGGAGAAGGAGAGCGGAGCAGCAGAGCAUCAUUUAAAAAAAAAAGUCAAGUGACCUUCUCACAGUCGUUCUACAAAUAAAGUGUCCGAUGGGGCAUGCCCCCUACCUUUGACACCGCUGCUGAAAAAAAUCCUAGGGGAAACACUGAAAGUGUGACACUUGUUGUUGGUCUGCCAUUGCAAUAAAAGGUUAAAUAAAAAUACAAUAAAAUUGCAAACCAAUGCUGGAUCGGAAUGCACAUUCAAAGAAAUUGCAUUUUGAAUUAGCAAGUUAAGACGUGUGGGUGCCAGAUUAAUUAUUUAAAAUUGCUGGCGGUUGUGGGUUUGAAAACAGAAAAACCCAUGCAACACUAGGCUGUGUCUGUAGUAGGCUACCUUUAUUGCAGUUUCUUAGCGUGUGGCUCGAUUUGGCUCAGCUUGGUUUGAGGAAUGGUCCUAAUGGCGCCAUUAUUUUGUACUACCAAUGGGCAUAGUAACAUUCCAGCAGUUAUUGAGUACAGUUACAUGCACACAAUAAUACAUUUAUUGUGGAUAGUCAGAUUAAUAUAAUAGUUUGAUUUAAAACGUUUACAUGCUUUGUAAGAAGGAACGAUUUCCCUAAUAAUCCUGUUUACAUGGACACAUCUGAAAUCAGGCUACCUGAUGGCACUCUGAUAAAUGCAAAUCGCCAAUCAAAAUAAACGUUCUACCACAGCGACCAUGUUAGUUUUGGGAAGCAUAUUUGAUUCUGAGUUAUGACAAACACUGGGUGUACAAAACAUUAGGAACACCUUCUCUUUCCAUGACAUAGACUGACCAGGUGAAUCCAGGUGAAAGCUAUGAUCCCUUAUUGAUGUCAUUUGUUAAAUCCACUUCAAUCAGUGUAGAUGAAGGGGAGGAGACAGGUUAAAGAAGGAUUUUUAAGUCUUGAGACAAUUGAGACAUGGAUUGUGUAUAUGUGCCAUUCAGAGGGUGAAUGAGCAAGACAAAAUAUUGAAGUGCCUUUGAAUGGGGUAUGGUAGUAAAUGCCAGGCACACAGGUUUGUGUCAAGAACUGCAACGCUGCUGGGUUUCUCACGCUCAACAGUUUCCCGAAUUGAGGCUGUUCUGAGGGCAAAAGGGGGGGUGCAACUCAAUAUUAAGGUGUUCCUAAUGUUAGGUAUACUCAGUGUAUAAAGUUUGUAUGUGAAAACUACUUCUUAAGACGCAUACGUUCAGUUGUUGCAAACUCACUUCACUCGCGCUAAAGAGGGAGGCUCGCUCGGCUGAUGCUAGCACAUGCAAAGAUCAAACACACUACUGGAACGCUGAUUAAGGUGUUUAGAUGUCUUUAAUAAUUUGAAAGCUUUCUCAGAAAACCAGGUGUUUUAAUUAGCGUAUGCUUACUUCGAUUUUGACCCUACACCGAUUCAGAUAAGCAGAGUAAGGUGUUUACAUGACUAUUGCGUAAUCUGCCUACUGCCAUAAUCCGUUUAAUAUCUAAUUAUUACUGUGCAUGUAAACAUACUCUGAGUAUGUUUACAUGCACACCUGGUUUUCUGAGCAGUCUUUCGAAUUAUUAGGACAUGUAAACAGCUUAAUCGGCAUUGUAUUUGAUCUGCACAUGUGCCAGGACCGUAUCGCAAUCCUCCCUCUUAUGUGAGUUCGGAAAAACUUAAAGUAUGUAUCUUAGAAAUAGUUUUCACGGGGGGCGCUAGUGCGCAUGCGUAUGGAGUAAAACCGUUCCUUCAGAUCUCCUCUCUGCGUAUUUUGAACUCUUUUAUUAUUUCCAAAAAAAAGUAUAUACACAUUGUUUAGUAUAUUCCCCACGCACUAACUAGCAGCGAAAAAGUGAAAUAUGGCGAUGAAAACCAACAGAAUUUGACAAAGGACCAGGCCCAAAAAGCAGCAGCCAUUUGAUUACAGCUAAUCAUGGCUACCCGGACUAUUUGCAUUGUCCCCCCACCCCACCCCCUCUUUUACGCUGCUGCUACUCUCUGUUUAUUAUCUAUGCAUAGUCACUUUAACUCUACCCACAUGUACAUAUUACCUCGACUAACCUGUGCCCCCGCACAUUGACUCUGUACCGGUACCCCCUGUAUAUAGCCUCCCUAAUGUUAUUUUAUUUUACUGCUGCUCUUUAAUUAUUUGUAAUUUUUUACUUAUGUAUUUUCUUUUUAUUUAACACUUAUUUUUCUUAAAAUGGCAUUGUUGGUUAAGGGUUUGUAAGUAAGUAUUUCACUGUAAGGUCUACACCUGUUGUAUUUGGCGCAUGUGGCAAAUAAAAUAUGAUUUGAUGACGACAACUCUCCAGAAACCCAGCAACAAGAUUCUGCCACAGCAAUGUGUCAACAAAAUGAAAGAGGCUGUAAUAAAAACUAUCAACGAUCGUUUUGUCAGGCUCUAAACAAAGUUUGAGUCUCUAAAGACAGCACAGGCUGAACUGAAGGGCCGCAUGGACACAGCCGAUGAGGCCCUGUCUGAUCAUGACACCCGGAUCGGAGGCCUGGGAACUACCUGCGCGCAGCUUAAAAAGAAGAACGAGGCGCUCCAAGCCAAGGUUCUCGAUUUAGAAGGCAGGAGUCGCAGGCUGAACAUCAAACUUGUGGGAAUUUUGGAAGACGAAAAACAAGGGAAACCCACAGAGUUCGUGUCCAAGCUCAUUCCCAAGCUGCUGGGUGACGACGACUUCCCAAAGCCCCUCAUCAUUGACCGUGCACACCGCUCUCUACAGGCGAAGCCCUCACCAGGUGCCAAGCCGCGCACCAUAAUCGCAAGGGUACAUCACUUUCAGGAAAAGGAGCUCAUUCUACGACUUGGAUGACAGCAAGCUAUGGAAUACAAGGAUCAUCACAACGGCAUGACAAGAGUCUUCACCAAGCCCGAAGAGGCUGCAAGCUACGUAUCAAAACUACAGCAAACCCCCUGAAAGGGUGUAAUCACUCGCCACAAAUUUCUGGGAAAUUGACUGAGCAAAGUUGAUUUUAUGUUUGUUCAUAAACGGUAACGUAUUCAUUUGUUUUCCAACAACCGCGGAGAGGGCUGUUAAGUCUGACUGUUGUUAGCUUGCUAGCAUAGUAUUGGGUCUGUUCUAGCCAUCAUGCCCAGCGGUCCCCAGUGCUUCAUUUGGGGAAGCAGUGGGGAGGGUGGGUUUCUCUGGGGUCUGUUACUGUGUUCGGUUUUUGUUUUCUGCUGCCAGACAAGUUUUAUUUAAAUACGUACAUGUUUAAGAUGUUUUAUUUGAAAUGCUCUUGGAUAUAAAUGUCAGGAAACGAUCUUGGUAAUCAGUCAGAUGUUAAAGGUGUCACAUUAGUCUCGUGGAAUAUGCACGUUCUCGGGCACGAGCGCAAAAGGGGUAUGGUAUUUAAGCACUUGAAAUCACUUGGUGCUGACAUAAUAUUCCUGCAAGAAACGCACAUAAAAGCCACGGUGCAGGUGCAUCUGAGAUCCAACUGGAUUUCUCAAGUUUACCAAUCACCCUUCUCCUCCAAGGCUAGAGGUGUUGCUAUUCUCUUUUGUAAAAACAUCCCUUUUCAACUCUCAUGAAUGUCUACAGACCCACAUGGUAGGUACAUCAUAGUAUCAGGGAACAUGAAUUCUUUCCCUGUUACCCUGUUGAACGUCUAUGGCCCAAACAUUGACGACCCACAUUUCUUUCCUAAUGUUUUUGAUUUACUCCCAGACCUUAGUACCACUAAUCUAAUAAUCGGAGGCGAUUUUAUAUUGUUACCUUGAUCCGUAUCUUGACAGACUGUCUACACAUACUCCACCAAAUAUCACCUCUGUCCAGGUUCUAAAUAAUCUAAUCAAAUCCAGGAAUGUAGUGGACAUCUGGAGACUGCAACAUCCCACAGACAAAGACUACUCAUUUUACUCUCAUGUUCACAAGUCUUAUUCUAGAAUCGACUACUUCCUAAUAGAUUCCAAAUUGAUACCCAUUGUGGCCCUCAAUCUUUCUUUACCAAAACAGAAUUACAGUUGGUGUUUUAACCCCUCCUUGCUCACAGACCAAGCAUUAAUUUACUGCAUGACAGCCAAGUUGAAUGAGUUCCUCAAGACUGAUGACACAGGAGUGGUAUCUGAUUCUACACUAUGGGAAACUUUUUAAGUGGUUAUGAGAGGUCAUAUUAUUUCAUGUGUCUGACACAAAAAAAGGGAAUCACAUGCGAUUGGAGGAGACAUUCAGAACUUCACUCUCUCAGGUUGACUACAACAAUAUUUUUAAAUUAAAAUACGAAUACAAUUCUAUUCUUGGUUCUCAGGUCAGUAACCUCCUAUUAAAGCUGAGACAAAAACAAUUUGAACUAGGGGACAAACCAGGAAGGUUGCUGGCUAGACAACUAACGGGUGCACAGGCAAAUAGAGCAAUCCAUAAAAUCCAGUCUAAGGCGGGCACCUUGCUGAAAGAUCCUAAAGAGAUAAACAACUGCUUCAAAGAAUUUGACUCAGUUAUAUUCUUCCAGAUCCGAUGCUUCUAGUUCUGAUGAAUCAGCCUUCUUUGUUUCCAUCAUCAGCCUGCCAAAACUUGAUGAUGGCGCCAAAAAAGAAUUGAACUCAAAUUUCACAACAUAGGAAAUAAUCGAGGCAAUGAAAGCUUUCCCACCUGCAGGCACUGAUGGUUUUGGCUGUGAAUUUGAUAAAACAUUCAGUGAAGCAAGCUCUCGCUCCCCUCUUACUCAGGAUGAUCACUGAUUAAACAGAAAAUAAUAUUUUGCCCAAAUCAUUGUAUGAAGCCAAUAUUUGCCUUCUGUGAGAAAAAGGCAGAGAGGUAACAGACCCUGCAAAUUAUAGACAGCAUUGCUUAAUUUUGAUACAAAAAUGAUCACCAAAGUGCUUGCUAAUCCGGAUCAGACAGGGUUUAUCCCAGGCAGGUUCUCUUUUUCUAAUGUGCGCAGGCUGCUUAACGUUCUAUAUGCAAAUCAUGGGAAAGGCUCCAAGGCGGCUAUUAUAUCGCUAGAUGCUCAAAAAGCGUUUGACCAAAUAGAAUGGUCAUGCAUGUUCGAAGCACUCACUUGGUUUGGAUUUGGCGACUCAUUUAUCGCCUGGGUCAAAAUGCUCUGCCUGCCCAACAUCCUCUAUUCUGACCAACAGCAUUUCGUUAUAUGCAGACAAUGUGCUUUUAUACCUCUCGGACCCAGUAGCCUCUGUCCCUAACCUACUAGUCUUAAGCAAUUCAUUUGGCAAACUAUCUGGUUAUUCAAUACAUUGGGGAAAAAGUGAUCUCUCAUGUGUAUCUCAGGUAAUAGUAUAGCAAGUGAGCUAGAGAGGAUACCAUUUAAAGUGGUGCAUGACCACUUAACUUACCUGGGACUAAAAAUACCUAGAAAUCCAAAGCUCAUCUUCAAGCUUAACUACAGUGAGCUGGUUGCAAUGCUAAAACAAAACAUAGAGAGCUGGAGAAUAUUGCCUCUUUCUAUGAUGGGGCGCAUUAAUGCCAUAAAAAUGGUUUAUCUUCCCAGGUUCCUUUUAUCUUUGCCAGAAUCUUCCAAAUUGUCUUACCUCAUAAUUUUUUUAAGACUUUGGACUCGACAAUCUUGUCAUUUGUCUGGGGUAACAAAAACCAUCGUAUUUGUAAUGCCCACUUGCAAAAGCCCAAGGAAAGUGGCGGCUUAGGCCUACCCAUCUUUAAGCAUUAUUACUGGGCUGCAAAUGCCAGGUCAUUAACGUACUGGCAACUGGGUUUAACUGAUAAGUUGGACACUGUUGCCCCCCUGUGGCUAAAUAUGGAAGUCAAGUCUAACAAAUUCCUCUCUUCAAGCCUUGCUUUUCUCCAAAGCAGAGUGCCCAAACAAACUCACAGGCAACAACUUUGAUUUGAGAAAUUCUUUAAUAAUUUUAAACCAGAUUAAGCAUGUUUAAGGUGCCUGAUAUCUCUGUAUACACCACAAUAUGCUUUAAUCAUUAUUUUGUUCCAUCUCGGUCUGAAAAGGUGUUUGUUAAAUGGAGGGAGAAGGGACUGGCUACAAUUGAAGACUUAUACAAUUAGCAUCAUUCAUCCAAUUAAAGAAUUGGUCAGAAUUGAAGGAAUGAUGGAUGGCGCUAAAUACAGGGAAAUUCUUGAUGGAAACCUGUUUCAGUCUUCCAGAGAUUUGAGACUGGGACGGAGGUUCACCUUCCAGCAGGACAAUGACCCUAGGCAUACUGCUAAAGCAACACUUGAGUGGUUUAAGGGGAAACAUUUAAAUGUUUUGGAAUGGCCUAGUCAAAGCCCAGACCUCAAUCCAAUUGAGAAUCUGUGGUAUGACUUAAAGAUUGCUGUACACCAGCGGAACCCAUCCAACUUGAAGGAGCUGGAGCAGUUUUGCCUUGAAGAAUGGGAAAAAAUCCCAGUGGCUAGAUGUGCCAAGCUUAUAGAGACAUACCCCAAGAGACUUGCAGCUGUAAUUGCUGCAAAAGAUGGCUCUACAAAGUAUUGACUUUGGGGGGGUGAAUAGUUAUGCAAGCUCAAGUUCAGUUUUUUUGUCUUAUUCAGUUAUUUCACAAAACAUUUUUAUUUUGCAUCUUCAAAGUGGUAGGCAUGUUGUGUGUUAAAUGAAAUUAUACAAACCCCCCCAAAAUCUAUUUUAAUCCAGGUUGUAAGGCAACAAAAUAGGAAAAAUGCCAAGAGGGGUGAAUACUUUCGCAAGCCACUGUUUUUAAGUCCCCGUUAGGUAGCCUGAUUUCAGAUACAGUGGGGGAAAAAAGUAUUUAGUCAGCCACCAAUUGAGCAAGUUCUCCCACUUAAAAAGAUGAGAGAGGCCUGUAAUUUUCAUCAUAGGUACACGUCAACUAUGACAGACAAAAUGAGAAAAAGAAAUCCAGAAAAUCACAUUGUAGGAUUAUUAAUGAAUUUAUUUGCAAAUUAUGGUGGAAAAUAAGUAUUUGGUCAAUAACAAAAGUUUCUCAAUACUUUGUUAUAUACCCUUUGUUGGCAAUGACACAGGUCAAACGUUUUCUGUAAGUCUUCACAAGGUUUUCACACACUGUUGCUGGUAUUUUGGCCCAUUCCUCCAUGCAGAUCUCCUCUAGAGCAGUGAUGUUUUGGGGCUGUCGCUGGGCAACACGGACUUUCAACUCCCUCCAAAGAUUUUCUAUGGGGUUGAGAUCUGGAGACUGGCUAGGCCACUCCAGGACUUUGAAAUGCUUCUUACGAAGCCACUCCUUCGUUUCCCGGGCGGUGUGUUUGGGAUCAUUGUCAUGCUGAAAGACCCAGCCACGUUUCAUCUUCAAUGCCCUUGCUGAUGGAAGGAGGUUUUCAUUCAAAAUCUCACGAUACAUGGCCCCAUUCAUUCUUUCCUUUACACGGAUCAGUCGUCCUGGUCCCUUUGCAGAAAAACAGCCCCAAAGCAUGAUGUUUCCACCCCCAUGCUUCACAGUAGGUAUGGUGUUAUUUGGAUGCAACUCAUCAUUCUUUGUCCUCCAAACACGACGAGUUGAGUUUUUACCAAAAAGUUAUAUUUUGGUUUCAUCUGACCAUAUGACAUUCUCCCAAUCCUCUUCUGGAUCAUCCAAAUGCACUCUAGCAAACUUCAGACGGGCCUGGACAUGUACUGGCUUAAGCAGGGGGACACGUCUGGCACUGCAGGAUUUCAGUCCCUGGCAGCGUAGUGUGUUACUGAUGGUAGGCUAUGUUACUUUGGUCCCAGCUCUCUGCAGGUCAUUCACUAGGUCCCCCCGUGUGGUUCUGGGAUUUGUGCUCACCGUUCUUGUGAUCAUUUUGACCCCACGGGGUGAGAUCUUGCGUGGAGCCCCAGAUCGAGGGAGAUUAUCAGUGGUCUUGUAUGUCUUCCAUUUCCUAAUAAUUGCUCCCACAGUUGAUUUCUUCAAACCAAGCUGCUUACCUAUUGCAGAUUCAGUCUUCCCAGCCUGGUGCAGGUCUACAAUUUUGUUUCUGGCGUCCUUUGACAGCUCUUUGGUCUUGGCCAUAGUGGAGUUUGGAGUGUGACUGUUUGAGGCUGUGGACAGGUGUCUUUUAUACUGAUAACAAGUUCAAACAGGUGCCAUUAAUACAGGUAACGAGUGGAGGACAGAGGAGCCUCUUAAAGAAGAAGUUACAGGUCUGUGAGAGCCAGAAAUCUUGCUUGUUUGUAGGUGACCAAAUACUUACUUUCCACCAUAAUUUGCAAAUUCAUUAAAAAUCCUACAAUGCUAAAUGGCAUAUUAUUUAUUAUUAUUAUUUUUUUCUGGAAAACAUUUUUUCAAUUUGUCUGUCAUAGUCAUAGUUGACGUGUACCUAUGAUGAAAAUUACAGGCCUCUCUCAUAUUUUUAAGUGGGAGAACUUGCACAAUUGGUGGCUGACUAAAUACUUUUUUCCCCCACUGUAUGUCCACCUUAAUAGGAUUAUCAGGGAAACGGUUAUUCUAGCAAAGCAUGCAAACGUUUUAAACCAACUAUUAUAUUAAUCUGACUAUCCACAAUAAUCGUAUUAUUGUGUGCAUGUAACUGUACUCAUAGAGCCAUGGUGUAGACUUGAAUUCAGCAGCAACAUCAUGGCACCAUAUGAUAUGAGUUAGAAUAUACAGUUGGAGGGAGGGAGUCUGCUAAAUAUCUCUUCUUACUAUAGCGAAGUAGAUUUUUGCAUUCCUUGUUUCUUUUCUGAAAAAUGAGUAUUACAAUAUGUUAUGGAAAAUAAAGAUUGUAUACAAAACCAACACCUGUAUUUUCUGUGGCCUAAUGCCAUAUUAUUGAGGCUAUAUAGGUUAGGUUAUGGGGUAUCAAUAAAGUUCAGGGUGACAUUUGUAUUUAUGGAUGUAGGCCUAAUACUUUUCAAUCAAUAUCAUUAGCUACAUAUGAAGUAUACAGUAUGGCUGCAUUUCAACUUCAGUUUGAAUUCACUGUGAUGCAAAUAAUAUGACUAAUAAUGCCACCACGCUGCUAUUUUCCUAACAUUCUGAAGUUGAAUGGGGCUUGCGUCUGUGUGUCACACACGCACACUAGAUAUAUUUGAGGUGCAAUGUCUCCUUGAGUUGUUGUGAUUGUAUUACCCCCCUGAGAGAUAUCAUGCAUCAAGGCUCUUCCCUCUUGUCCCUCCCGUCCCAGCUCUUUAAUGUGAAAGAAACCCCACAGGCGGCCACAGAAGAGGAGGUGGGGGCCUUCACCAAGGUCAUCGAGGCCAUGGGCUUCACAGGACCUCUCAAAUACAACAAAUGGGUAAGUGCCUCUAGCGUCACUCAAAUGUCCACCCACUACAGUUCUUCAUACAGCAUUACUGUUGGUCUCUCACAAGUAACCUCUAUGAUUCGUCAGCUCCCACUGUAAUCUAUAUGUAGGAUGUCAUGUACAAUAAUGAUUGGUGGAUGUACACAUUGAGGUUCAGUAGUGAAGGACAGUGCUUCUACAGACAAGAUGCAGCCAAAAGAAAGUGCAGAAAGGGGAGUUGCUGCAACUCUCGCUCGUUGUUUAGGCCUAAAAGUUCAGCGUUCAUUUCGUUCUGAUUAAAAACAGUGAUGUUUUCACAAAGGCCUGCCUGCUUCACAUUGAAUGCACACAUUCCGAUCUCUAAAGAGAUUAUACUGGUUACAGGGGGACAUGAGGUUUAUGCUCCCCCAGCAGGAAUCUUCCCUGUGGACGAGCCAAGGACCUCCAUGGGUUAGGGUUGACAAUGCAUGCCAAAACCACCCCUCAUGGGUAGGGCCCAGACCUGGGUUCAGAUAGCCUACUAGUUUAAAUAAUUUCAAAUACUUAAGCUGUGCUUGAUUGAGCUUCCCUGUUGCAAUGGAACCAAUAGAAAAGUCCCAAAAGUGCAAACUCCGCCCACCUGGGACUCCAGGCAGGCUAAAGCCAACACUCAAAGUAUUUGAAAGAUUUCAAAUGAACCUAGGUUUGGUUCCUAAUGUUAGUAAAACUCUGGGCUGGGCCCUAGACUGUUAAAACCCCCUGGAGUAUAAUAUCCAUGCCCCCGUGAAAAUCUAAUAACAUAAUAAUAAAAAAAUCCCCAUAAAAAUCUGUCACUUUAAGCUAGCAAUAUUUUGCAUGGGAUGCGUCCCAAUCCGCCGAUGUCGCACUUCCCCUUCUCACAAAAUCGUCUGUAGCAUCCGAAUGGUUUGGCCUAACAACUAUGACCCCUCUAUGGAAAGAUGACUCUUACGAAAACGAUGGUGUUCUCCAUUUUGCUCUACGACCCCUACAAGCGUCUUGGGACUCGUCUGAAGUCAGUACAGCCGAUCUGCCUACUUCUGUCUGUAGUGUCCGAACAGUUUGGGCUACACACUAAUAUGAUUGGUUUGAAAAGCCUUCCUCUGAAACGUGGUUUACGGUUUAAAUUGGUUUGGUGUCAAAAGCCUUAGGGAAUGCAAAUGCAUAUCAACUCCAAACAAUAGCCAUGGCUGCACUGCUGUGCUGUGAGAGUGGGUAGCAGCAGAGUUCUUGAAUGAACAUCGACUCGUGCACACAGCAGCCGGGGCUUCGCUCAGAGAUGGCCGUCCAUGCCAGCGCCAAGCUUGCCCAGAAUGCCUGGAUGGAGAGGUAUUCGCAUUCUUAUGCCACCACUCACCCCUGGCCAAAGCCCUAAGCUUUUAUGUGUGAGCUAUGGUUUAAAUAUUGUAGAUGUUAAAAGGAAAGUGGAAAGUAUUACUCUGUGGAAUACUCUUUAAGCUAGCCCACAGGACACCUGCCUCUUCUAUCAGCUACCGUUUCAAGUCUGACGCAUCCAAAUGUGACGUGUUAAACCUACAUUGUUGAGUUUUAUCAACUUACUGCUACUGUCUGUUUAUUUUGCAGAAAAUCAAGAUAGCUGCCUUGCGCAUGUACACAUGCUGUGUAGAGAGAGUCAACUAUGAUGAAUUCUUUGAAAGUAAGUAUUUGCCUGUAUAGAUUCUUUCUACUGAGUUCAUCACCAGAGAACUUCUAGGUAAGGUAGCCUAUCUUCCAGCCAGAUGCCAAUCCAUACACUACAGACAGGUGUUUGUUGAACAUUACUCUAUAAGCAAUCGUCAGGCUAGUAAUCUAUGACUGAUUUGUUGUGCUAGUCUUUGAGUACAUUUCCAUAGCAUUGAGAACAAUGGUCAUGUGGACCUUACCAGUCCAAUGGAGGGAAGUGCUGCUGUUGUGUCAUGCAGCACAUUUUACGACCCAAACUAGAGCCACUUCACUUCAACACAACUGCCCAAAUAUGCCUAAAGGGACCCUUUCAUCGGCAUUGGGCUCCCAAGUAGCGCAGCGGUCAAAGGCAUUGCAUCUCAGUGAUUGAGGCGUCACUACAGACCCCCUGGUUCGAUUCCAGGCUGUAUCACAACUGGACGUGAUUGGGAGUCCCAUAGGGCAGCGCACAAUUGGCCCAGCGUCGUCCGGGUUUGGCCGGUGUAGGCCGUCAUUGUAAAUAAGAAUUUGUUCUUAACUGACUUGCCUAGUUAAAUAAAGGUUAAAAAUAAAUAAAAUCCUGAAAGAUUGAUGUUACACUUUACAGGCCGAUUAGGCUGCUUCUUAAGUGUGUGGGGGGUAGAGAGCAGGUGUAAACUCAAUAGUGGUUUUGGAUAGAAUAUGGGCCUGGGAGACUUGGUUUACGCGCCCCUCUGCUCUCUCCGUCCACAGAAUGCUCCCUCCCCGACACACUCAACUCCUGGUUCCUGGUGGCACAGCUCCAUGUCUGGUGAGUACCUCUGUGUUACACCCCCUCUACAGGCCCCCCAGGUUACCUUACCUUUUGCCCCCCACUCUACAGUUUGCACCCCUUUUGGGUACUUUAAGUUCCGAUGGCGAUGCUGAGACUGUGCCUUUUAUUUUGUACUUCGACCUCAAUGCUGUGUUCCUUCAGUCACCUAUCUACUAUUCCUUUGACGUCAAAUCUAGACUUUAAACCGGUGUUAAGAUUUUUUUUUUGUCCGAUAGGAAUAAGUACCAAUUACUUCUACACGGAGUAUACCAAACAUUAGGAACAUUCUGUUAAUAUUGAGUUGCACCUCCCCCCCUUGUUUCAGUCUUCAAGAGAUUUGAGACUGGGACGGAGGUUCACCUUCCAUCAGGACAAUGACCCUAAGCAUACUGCUAAAGCAACACUUGAGUGGUUUAAGGGGAAACAUUUAAAUGUUUUGGAAUGGCCUAGUCAAUGCCCAGACCUCAAUCCAAUUGAGAAUCUGUGGUAUGACUUAAAGGUUGCUGUACACCAGCGGAACCCAUCCAACUUGAAGGAGCUGGAGCAGUUUUGCCUUGAAGAAUGGGCAAAAAUCCCAGUGGCUAGAUGUGCCAAACUUAUAGAGACAUACCCCAAGAGACUUGCAGCUGUAAUUGCUGCAAAAGUUGGCUCUACAAAGUAUUGACUUUGGGGGGGUGAAUAGUUAUGCACGCUCAAGUUUUCAUUUUUUUUUGUUUGUUUCGCAAUAAAAAAUAUUUUGCAUCUUCAAAGUGGUAGGCAUGUUGUGUAAAUCAAAUGAUACAACCCCCCAAAAAAUCUAUUUUAAUUCCAGGUUGUAAGGCAACAAAAUAGGAAAAAUGUCAAAGGGGGGUGAAUACUUUUGCAAGCCAUAUUAAAUUAGUAAAGCAGUAUGUAAACAUUAUUAAAGUGACUACUGUCCCAUUUAUUAAAGUGACCAGUGAUUCCAUGUCUAUGUAUAUAGGGCAGCAGCCUCUAAGGUGCAGGGUUGAGUAACCGGGUGGUAGCCGGAUAGUGAUGGCUAUUUAACAGUCUGAUUGCCUUGUUCCAGUGUCUCGGUCCCAGCUUUGAUGCACCUGUACUGACCUCACCUUCUGUAUGAUAGCGGGGUGAACAGGCCGUGGCUCAGGUGGUUGAUAUCGUUGAUGAUCUUUUUGGCCUUCCUGUGACAUCGGGUGCUGUAGGUGUCCUGGAGGGCAGGCAGUGUGCCCCCGGUGAGGCGUUGGGCAGAAUGCACCACCCUCUGGAGAGCCCUGCUGUUGCGGGCGGUGCAGUUGCCGUACCAGGCGGUGAUGGAGCCCAACAGGAUGUUCUCAAUUGUGCAUCUGUAAAAGUUUGUGAGGGUCUUAGAGGCGCUGUUGCGCCUUCUUCACCACACUGUCUGUGUGGGUGGACCAAUUCAGAUUGUCAGUGAUGUGUAUGCCAAGGAAGUUUAAGCUUUUCACCUUCUCCACUGCGGUCCCGUCGAUGUGGAUAGGGGCGUGCUCCCUUUGCUGUUUCCUGAAGUCCACGAUCAGCUCCUUUGGUUUGUUGAUUGAGAGGUUAUUUUCCUGGCACCCGCCAGGGCCCUCACCUCCUCCCUGUAGGCUGUCUCGUCAUUGUUGGUAAUUGUGUCGUCUGCAAACUUGAUGAUUGAGUUGGAGGCGUGCUUGGCCACGCAGUCAUGGGUGAACAGGGAGUACAGGAGAGGGCUGAGCAUGCACCCUUGUGGGGCGCCUGUGUUGAGGAUCGGUGAAGUGGAGGUGUUGUUUUCUACCUUCACCACCUGGGGGCGCCCCGUCAGGAAGUUCAGACCCAGAGCCCCGAGCUUAAUGACGAGCUUGGAGGGUACUAUGAUGUUGAAGGCUGAGCUAUAGUCAAUGAACAGCAUUCUUACAUAGGUAUUCCUCUUGUCCAGAUAGGAUAGUGCAGUGUGCAAUGCGAUGGCGAUUGCAUCGUCUGUGGAUCUAUUGGGGCGGUAUGCAAAUUGAAGUGGGUCUAGGGUGUCAGGUAAGGUAGAGGGUGAUAUGAUCCUUGACUAGCCUCUCAAAGCACUUCAUGGUGACAGAAGUGAGUGGUACGGGGCGAUAGUCAUUUAGUUCAGUUACCUUUGCUUUCUUGGGUACAGCAACAAUGGUGGACAUCUUGAAGCAAGUGGGGAAAGCAGACUGGGAUAGGGAGAGAUUGAAUAUGUCCUUAAACACUCCAGACAGCUGGUCUGCACAUGCUCUGAGGACACGGCUAGGGAUGCCGUCUGGGCCGGCAGCCUUGCGUGGGUUAACGUGCUUAAAUUUCUUUCUCACGUCGGCCACGGAGAACGAGAGCCCACAGUCCUUGGGAGCGGGCCUCGUCGGUGGCACUGUGUUAUCCUCAAAGCCGGCGAAGAAGGUGUUCAGCUUGUCCGGGAGCAAGACAUCGGUGUCCGCGACGUGGCUGGUUUUCCCUUUGUAAUCCAUGAUUGUCUGUAGAUCUUGCCACAUAAGUCUCUUGUCUGAGCUGUUGAAUUGCGACUCCACUUUGUCUCUGUACUGACGUUUUGCCUGUUUGAUUGCCUUGUGGAGGGAAUAACUACACUGUUUGUAUUCAACCAUAUUCCCAGUCACCUUGCCAUGGUUAAAUGCGGUGGUUCGCGCUUUCAGUUUUGUGUGAAUGCUGCCAUGUAUCCACGGUUUCUGGUUUGGGUAGGUUUUAAAAGUCACCAUGGGAACAACAUCCCCUAUACACACUUACUGAUGAACUUCGUCACAUUGUCCGUGUGUAUGUCAAUGUUAUUCUCAGAGGCUACCCAGAACAUAUCCCAGUCCGCGUGAUCAAAACAAUCUUGAAGCAUGGAUUCCGAUUGGUCAGACCAGCGUUGAAUAGUCCUUAGCACAGGUACUUCCUGUUUGAGUUUCUACCUAUAGGAAGGGAGGAGAAAAUUGGAGUCGUGAUCUGAUUUGCCGAAGGGAGGGCGGGGGAGGGCCUUCUAGGCAUCCCGGAAGGGGGAGUAACAGUGGUCAAGAGUUUUAGCAGCGCGACUACUACUGUCAAUGUGUUCAAAGAACUUCGGUAGCGUUUUCCUCAAAUUUGCUUUGUUAAAAUCCCCAGGUACAAUAAAUGCGGCCUCAGGAUAUAUGAUUUCCACUGAGCACAAAGUCCAGUGUAGUUCCUUGAGGGCCGUCGUGGUAUUGGCUUGAGGGGAAAUAUACAUGGCUGUGACUAUAACCGAAGAGAAUUAUCUUGGGAGUAAUAUGGUCGGCAUUUGAUAGAGGUAUUCUAGGUCGGGUGAACAAAAGGACUUGAGUUUCUGUACGUUAUCACAAUCACACCAUGAAUAGUUAAUCAUGAAACAUACACCACCACUGUCACCUUUAUUCCUGUCUGUGCGAUGUACUGAGAACCCAGCUGACUGUAUGGAAGGGGACAGUAUAUCCGGAGAGAGCCAUGAUUCCGUGAAACAGAGUAUGUUACACUCCCUGAUGUCUCUCUGGAAGGAGAUCCUCGCCCUGAGCUCGUCUACUUUAUUGUCCAGAGACUGGACAUUAGCAAGUAAUGUACUCGGAAGCGGUGGAUGGUGUGCACACCUCCUGAGUCGGACUAGAAGUCCACUCCAAAUACCUUUUCUCCGCCUGUGGCAUCUUGGAGCAGCCUCUGUGAUAAGUUCAAUUGCCCUGAGGGGUACAAACAAAGGAUACAAUUUUGGGAAAGUCGUAUUUCUGGUCGUAAUGCUGGGUGAGUUACCGCCGCUCUGAUAUCCAAAAGUUAUUUCCGGCUGUAUGUAAUAACACACAAAAAAAAAAAACAUCCCCUAAAAAAACAAAAUACUGCAAAGUUGCUUAGAAGCUAGAAGCAGAGUUUCCAUGUCUGUCGGCGCCAUCUUGCCAACGCUACUCUUCUGGCACUGAAUGACCGAACUCCACGGAACUUGAUAUGUGGCAUCUAUGGACAAAGGUCUCUCAACACAAAAUUUUCCAGAUUUGUACCUAAAACAACUUUGACCAAUAAACAUUCACGUGUGCGUGGUCUGGCACAUAAAUUCAUAUAAAUCAGUUAAUGAUAUUCGUAUUGUAACAAUUUGGUACACGUUGCAAAUACUGUCAAGACUCAACAUAUGCAAGAACAUUCAUAUCGACCUCACGGUGGCGCUAUAACGGGUACAUGUUUAUAUCACUUGAUCUGUUUGGCACACAUGCUCAGAGAUGAGUCUAGCUGACCCACGCAAUAUCUCAGACACCACUGGCCCGAUUUUGACAACUUGGGUGAAUGAUGCGUCUUGCCAUAGAGAUCCGUCAUUUACUAAAUUACACUGAUAGCCCAAGGGGGCGCUGCAUCAUUUGUGGGGACGACAUGUUUACUGUUGCCUUGUUUAGAGGUCAAUCUUGUCCUCUUGAUUUUCCAAUAAAAAAAUUAAACUGGGUGUCAUCAACUUUUUUUUCUUCUUUUUCGGAUAACCUCGAACCCCGUUUUGCGUCUGUAUGCUCUAACCCCAGGUAGAUCAGGUUACAUGCCUUUUAGUUAAUCAAAAGGGAACCAUCGCACUCUCCCAGAAGCUUGGCUGGUGCGUAAAACCUGCGAAUUCAGACAAACAAAAAGGUAUAAUGGGUCCGCACUCAAAAAGAUGUCGCAUUAAGCUUACUUAAUUGUUCAAUUUAAUUUUUUAUUUUCACUGCAUCAGGGAUAGCGUACAUAGACGUUUCGGAUUUACAGCCGCCUUCAGUAUGUAAGCAGAAUUUUGUUUUAAUUCAAAACAGCAUUUUUAGGGAACCACCAAUGAGCAGCAGGUGCUUCUAAUCAGGGUUGCCACUCAUCUGCCAAUGAGGGAUGUGGCUUUUCUGGUCUACCUGUAUACAAGUUAGUCACAAAGAAAUACAGUAGUAUAGGGUAUGGGAGCUGGAAUGAAGUGCAAUUCAUGAAUCAAUUGCCUUAGGUGUCUUCUCACUUCGAUACAUUAUAUCAAUUCAUGAGAUAGCUUAUCACAAAGGACCUCAGGCUCAGCCGUUCAUAAAUAUGUGGGGCUAACUUAUCAACGAUAUGUAAAACCUAUGGACAGUGUUCUUGUAUACCAGUCUAAAUUUGACCUAUAGGAAAGAGGUGAAAUCUAAUUCUUCAUUUAAACUGUGUGGAGAUACAUAAUUUAAUGUAUAUAUCCACAUGGCUUUAGUUACCACAUGCCUUGGUAUUUGAUCCAGACCAGGGAAAGAAAGGUAUGCAUGAGCUCAUCAGAGUUGGGUGAUGAAUUGCGCUGCAACGGCCCUCUUCAUCAAACAUGCCCACCACUCCUCUGACUUCCUGUCAAAGCCACUUUCCUGCCACUAAUUCUGUUGACUUUGGGAUGCGGGAUGACAUAAGCUCCAAGAGCCAGGCCUGGACUCAAUCAAAGCUAAACAUUCAGGAAGCUAAACAUUCUACAUGGUGUCAUGUCGGGGGGAAAAUGCACAUGGAUGCGGAUUCCUACUCACACAGGUUUAGGUUAUUUGGAUUUGGACCCAAGAACCUGUGAGUGAAAAUGUAGAACAGGGUUCCCCAACUGGCGGGUGAUUUUAUUUGGCCCCCCAAGUUUCAAGCAAACAAGAAAUAUAUAUAUAUAUAUAUAUAUAUAUAUAUAUAUAUAUAUAUACAGUACCAGUCAAAAGUUUGUACACACCUACUCAUUCAAGGGUUUUUCUUUAUUUUUACUAUUUUCUACAUUGUAGAAUAAUAGUGAAGACAUCAAAACUAUGAAAUAACACAUAUGGAAUCAUGCAGUAACCAAAAACGUGUUAAACAAAUCAAAAUAUAUUUGAUAUUUUAGAUUCUUUGAAGAAGCCACCCUUUGAUGACAGCUUUGCACACUCUUGACUUUCUCUCAACCAGCUUUAUGAGGAUUGCUUUUCCAUCAGUCUUGAAAGAGUUCCCACAUAUACUGAGCACUUGUUGGCUGCUUUUCCUUCACUCUGCGGUCCAACUCAUCCCAAACCAUCUCAAUUGGGUCGAGGUCGGGGGAUUGUGGAGUCCAGGUCAUCUGAUGCAGCACUCCAUUACUCUCCUUCUUGGUAAAAUAGCCCUUACACAGCCUGGAGGUGUGUUUUGGGUCAUUGUCCUGUUGAAAAACAAAUGAUAGUCCCACUAAGCCCAAACCAGAUGGGAUGGCGUAUCGCUGCAGAAUGCUGUGGUAGCCAUGCUGGUUAAGUGUGCCUUGAAUUCUAAAUAAAUCACUGACAGUAAAACCAUCAAAGCACCCCCACACCAUAACACCACCACCUCCAUGCUUUACGGUGGGAAAUACACAUGUGGAGAUCAUCCAUUCAUCCACACCGCAUCUCACAAAGAUACAGCAUUUGGAACAAAAACUCUCCAAUUUGGACUCCAGACCAAAGGACAAAUUUCCAUCGGUUUAAUGUCCAUUGCUCGUUUUUCCUGGCCCAAGCAAGUCUCUUCUUAUUAUUGGUGUCCUUUAGUAGUGGUUUCUACCAUGAAGGCCUGAUUCACACAGUCUCCUCUGAACAGUUGAUGUUGAGAUGUGUCUGUUACUUGAACUCUGUGAAGCAUUUAUUUGGGCUUCAAUUUCUGAGGCUGGUAACUCUAAUGAACUUAUCCUCUGCAGCAGCGGUAACUCUGGGUCUUCCAUUCCUGUGGCAGUCCUCAUGAGAGCCAGUUUCAUCGUAGCGCUUGUUGGUUUUUACGACUGCACUUGAAGAAACUUUAAAAGUACUUGACAUUUUCCGGAUUGACUGACCUUAAUGUUUUAAAGGAAUGAUGGACUGUCGUUUCUCUUUGCUUAUUUGAGCUGUUCUUGCCAUAAUAUGGACUUUUUUUUUUACCAAAUAGGGCUGUCUUCUGUAUACCUUGUCACAACAGAACUGAUUGGUUCAAACGCGUUAAGAAGAAAAUAUAUUCCACAAAUUAACUUUCAAGAAGGCUGUUAAUUGAAAUGCAUUCCAGGUGACUACCUCAUGAAGCUGGUUGAGAGAAUGCCAAGAGUGGUGUGCAAAGCUGUCAUCAAGGCAAAGGGUGGUUAUUUGAAGAAUCUCAAAUGUUAUGUUCAUACAAAUAUUUACACACGUUAAGUUAACAGAAAAUAAACGCAGUUGACAGUGAGAGGACAUUUCUUUUUUUGCUGAGUUUAUAUAUAUAUAUAUAUAUAUAUAUAUAUAUAUAUACAUACUACCGUUUUUAAAAGAAAAGCUAUUUUUUUGUCCAUUAAGAUUGAUCAGAAAUACAGUGUAGACAUUGUUAAUGUUGUAAAUGGCUAUUGUAGCUGGAAACGGCUAAUUUAAAACAAAAUAGAAUAUCUACAUAGGCGUACAGAGGCCCAUUAUCAGCAACCAUCAGUCCUGUGUUCCAAUGGCACGUUAUGUUUGCUAAUCCAAGUUUAUCAUUUUAAAAGGCUAAUUGAUCAUUAGAAAACCCUUUUGCAAUUAUGUUAGCACAGCUGAAAACUGUUGUGCUGAUUUAAAGAAUCAAUACAAUUGGCCUUCUUGAGACUAGUUGAGUAUCUGGAGCAUCAGCAAUUGUGGGUUCGAUUUACAGGAUCAAAAUGGCCAGAAACAAAUAACUUUCUUCUGAAACUCAUCAGUCUAUUCUUGUUCAGAGAAAUGAAGGCUAUUCCAUGCGAGAAAUUGCCAAGAAACUGAAGAUCUCGUACAACGCUGUGUACUACUCCCUUCAUAGAACAGCGCAAACUGGCUCUAACCAGAAUAGAAAGUGGAGUGGGAGGCCCCAGUGCACAACUGAGCAAGAGGACAAAUACAUUAGUGUGUCUAGUUUGAGAAACAGACGCCUCACAGGUCCUCAACUGGCAGCUUCAUUAAAUAGUACCCGCAAAACACCGGUCUCAACGUCAACAGUGUAGAGGCGACUCCGGGAUGCUGACCUUCUAGGCAGAGUUGCAAAGAAAAAGCCAUUUCUCAGACUGGCCAAUAAAAAGAGAAGACUAGGAUGGGCAAAAGAACACAGACACUGGACUUUUUCUUUGCAACUCUGCCUAGGUCAGCAUCCCGGAGUCACCUCUUCACUGUUGACGUUGAGACUGGUGUUUUGCGGGUACUAUUUAAUGAAGCUGCCAGAACUACAUGGUUCUAGUCAGAUCAAAGCCCAUUUUAAGAAAAGGGUUGAAAAAACAUGAGAUCUCGCCAUAGCAGAAUCAACAUGAACAACUUAACAGCAGCACUGUGUAGAUAAGAAACCAAAGAUGCCAAAUUGUAACUUGAUACAAACGUGUGACUAGAACUUAAAUAAAUCAUGCAUGACAUAAGUAGAGGAUUUCAACUUCCUAGGUAUGAAUGUGUAUCUCAAGUUGGGAUUUGGCCCUUCAGGGCAAGAGGCUGUCCGUCCCUGUCAGGUAUAGUGUUAACUCUCUUUGUGUUCUCCUCUGUAGGAUGUGUCUGGUGCGGAUGAGGCAACAAGGCCGUGAGGGGAAGUACAUGUGCCGCUACAUCGUCCACUCAAUGUGGGAGGACGUGGAGCAGAGGAGCAAGAUCAUGGGA
Molecule: messenger RNA, 21025 nt
Organism: Coregonus sp. 'balchen'
Lineage: Eukaryota; Metazoa; Chordata; Actinopteri; Salmoniformes; Salmonidae
Source: the annotation of a GenBank genome assembly